AUGAAUGAUCACGAUCCCUCUGAAGAAUAUGAACAUGAGCGACUAGUAAACGAGGAACUUAUGAGAGUGCAAGAAGAAAUCUUUUCAAGUGAAAAUGAAAAUGGUGGCGGUGAUGCUGUUGAUGACGACGAUGGGCAGCAACUAGAUUCAAUGGAAAAUAUCCGUUAUGACCAUGAAGCAUUAUCUGAACAAGGCCUAGAUGAAGAGGAGGGAGGAGAAGGUGUAAUAGAUGAAGGAAGAAUGGCUAGGGUGGAAAGGGUGGGAAAGCCUAAUACUAAGGUUGUCGAGUCGGAAUCACAAAAGAAAUUAAGAAAAAUGAUUAUUAACAUUCAAAAUGACGAUGAUCUUAAACAUGAAGAGAAAUUGAUCAAAAUACAAGAAUUAAUGACGAAUGACUGGCGUGAAAAGGGAAAAAAAUCAGUUGCAGACAAUUCGAAUGGACCUAGUCAAGAUGAUUUUAAGCCAACAUAUAAUGAGAAAAAAAAUAGCUUCGGUUGUAAUCAUUAUGUUAGGGGAGCAAAAUUACAAGCAGAAUGUUGCAAAGGAUGGUUUACUUGUAGAUUUUGUCAUGACGAUGCAUCUGAUCAUAAAAUCGAUAGUGCCACCAAAAAUAUGAUGUGUAUGCAUUGUCUAACUGUACAACCUGCAUCAAUAAAUUGUAAUAAUUGUAAAGUACAAUUAGCGAGAUAUUAUUGUGACAAGUGUAAACUUUGGGAUGAUGAAGUCGAUAAAGAUAUAUUUCAUUGUGACAAAUGUGGAAUUUGUAGAAUUGGUAAAGAACCAGAUUAUUUUCAUUGUGAUGUAUGUGAUUGUUGUUUGACAAUUAAUGGAAAAGAUUCACAUCAAUGCAUCGAAAAGAAUAUGCAUCGUGAUUGUAUGAUUUGUGGUGAAUAUUUAUUCACUUCAUUAUCAUCAACUUGCAAUAUGAGGUGUGGACAUAUUAUACAUAAGGCUUGUUUUGAUAAAUAUAUAUUGACGGCAUACCAGUGUCCAACAUGCUGGAAAUCAGUUUCAAAUAUGGAAAUAUAUUUUAGAAGAAUAGAUGCACUUGUGGCCCAACAACAAAUGCCACCAGAAUACGAACAUUACGUAUCAAAAAUAUUAUGUAAUGAUUGUGUUAAGCAAAGUACAGUAAAAUAUCAUUUUAUAUAUCACAAGUGCCAAUAUUGUAAGGGUUACAAUACAAAAGUCAUAGAGACUAAAGAAUUAUUACCAUGCGAUGAAACAAAUAUCGUCACGGCUUUAGAUAAUCUUGGUUUAGAUGAAUCGAGGACUGGUACUGCUGAUAAUAGUAGCGGUACCAGUAAUGCUGGUGGUGGAUCAACGUCAAAUGGUGGAGGUGGAUCACAAGUCAGACAAUCUAGAAUAAUGGAAGUUACUGCUAUGAUGCAAGGAGAAGAUGGACCAGUUGAUGGAGGGAAUGCCACAGAACAUGGAACAAGAAAUCCUUUCAAUUCACUUGAUUCUAAUAUUUGA
Entrophospora candida is the source of this 1476-nucleotide messenger RNA. The record is from the annotation of a GenBank genome assembly. Lineage: Eukaryota; Fungi; Glomeromycota; Glomeromycetes; Entrophosporales; Entrophosporaceae.